AUGAUCUCCCAUCUAAUUGUUACUAUUCAGGAUGUGCUUGACUACCUAUACUACUACACUCAGUUCCCUUUUCCAACCGUGAAUUCGUCCGGCCUUGGCAAGACAAAUUCGAGUGUGCUCGGCCGAGAGCCGGCGCUUUUCUUAGAUCUGCCUCCCAGUUCCCGACACAGCCCAACUUGUCAAUCACUCACAGCUUCGCUGGCUGUACAGACAGCUGAUCCACGGUUACCCGACGUCCUGUCGGACACAGAUGGGGAAGACGAAGGGGCUGAAGUUGAAAGUGAUGAAUCAGAUGCAGCUACAUGGGCAUUACGAGAUAAAAAUAAGCAGCACAUAACUUCCGGAUAUAGCCAGCGACGCUGUGACAGACGACUAGCUUGCAAAGAGUCGAAUGGCUUGGAGGCUGGUGCAUAUAAUACUGAUUUAGACGAAGACCUUCUUGAGACGCUGGCAGGACAUGCUGACUGGAAAUCUACCCAUGACAAGGGACCCGGACAAGCUGUGCGAAACCGCACAGUUGCCUAUAUUGACAUCCAUCCACGGAUUCACUUCCUGACUGGCAGGACUACUGGAGAUCGGUUCUCUGCUCACCAAGUCAGUUCAAAUGUACUUGGCUGUCCAGCACAUUUAUCUAUCUCGAUCCGGCAGUCGACGGACCAUAAUACCCACCCUGUUCGAGAGAAGAGUAAAGGGGAAGAGGGCUCUUGGACCCAAGUAAUUGAGGAGACUAGCACAAGCGGAGUGGAGACGGCCAGAGUCGAGUGGGCGUUGCCUUUACGAUACGUAUCCAGAGCGUACAUCCAAUCGUAUGUCCUUUUGAAAGCGAUGCGCAGAUAUGAGUGA
Molecule: messenger RNA, 843 nt
Organism: Protopolystoma xenopodis
Lineage: Eukaryota; Metazoa; Platyhelminthes; Monogenea; Polystomatidea; Polystomatidae
Source: the annotation of a GenBank genome assembly